Molecule: messenger RNA, 2529 nt
Organism: Clavispora lusitaniae ATCC 42720
Lineage: Eukaryota; Fungi; Ascomycota; Pichiomycetes; Serinales; Metschnikowiaceae
Biological process (GO): protein phosphorylation
Molecular function (GO): protein kinase activity; ATP binding
Source: RefSeq, a predicted model, not a curated record
AUGUUCAAGUCCGUUUUCAAAACGGGCAUCCGGAGCACCUAUAACGUGUCGGAAAAUGCUUCUUUCCACACAGAACUGUGGGCCGUGUAUCCGGCCAAGCAUCGGCUGACGGGAAAAGCUGCGUCGGUAUUCAUCUUUGACAAAACCAAGUUCGAGACUCUGGUUCAGCGCAUGUGUUCCCAGUCGCCCAACGCCACAAAUCCCCGAUUGAUCAUAAGCGAGUGCUACGAGCUCAUCAAAAAGGAAGUGUCGAAGCUUACCAAGUUGAAGCAUCCGCAGAUCUUAACUGUGCUUGAAGUGCUUGAAGAAACACGACUGAAGUUCAUUUUCGCCACAGAGGCAGUGGUGGCCAACUUGGUGACGCUUGAUUUGAACAAGGAGGAUGAGCUCAGCAUCCAGAAAGGCUUGUUGGAGGUCAGCAAGGGCCUCCAGUUCUUACACAACUUCUGCUCCACCAUCCACUUGAAUCUUCAGCCGUCGUCUGUAUUCGUCACGAGCCUGGGCGAUUGGAAGCUCGCCGGGUUUAAGUUUUUGCAGAAUCUCAACGAGUUGUCCGUACUGGAGAGGGAAAACUUCUACAUCAUGAACAAUUCUUCCAUUGUCCCUUUCGCCAAUCUCAACUUGAACUUCACGGCUCCAGAACUUAUUGUGGACUCGUCGAAUCUCCGGCUCGACACGGCAAACGACUUGUGGUCUCUAGGCUUGUUCAUUUACUACGUGUACAAUAAAGGCGAGCAUCUAAUUAGCUGUUUCGAUAGCAACAGCCCUUCUGAGUUCAAGGCAGAGUUCAGAAAGUUUGAGCAAAAGUUUUACAAUCACAGAGUUUCCGAGUUGAAGUACUUGUUGAAAGAUAUUCCCGAAUCCUUAUGGAGCACCCUCACACACUUGCUUGCAAGAUACCCGAACGAUCGCAUCACCAUUGAUCAGUUCAUAGAUUCAGACUUUUUCAGCGGCAGUCUAAUCAAAACCAUGUGGUUUAUUGACGAAUAUUCUACCAAAAACAUUGAUGAAAAAUUGAUUUUUCUUUCGGGGCUUGUGGCUGAUCAAGGUGCAUUGCUCAAAAAGCUUCCUGUUGUGUUUAAAAACUCGAAAUUGCUCCCUCUACUUGCAGAAUCGACGUCCAACGAACUUAAUCUUCUAGGAACAAAGAAACUCGAUGCUGACACAGAUAGCCUCAUAAGCCAGUCUUUUAAUGUGAUUAUGCUUAUUGGCCAGGACUUGUCUGGAUUAUCUUUCCAAGAUAGGAUUUAUGCGACGAUGUUGGACUCCACGAAAAAGAGGAAAGAUGACUCCAGCCCAUUGCUCAAGUUGGCAAAAACUUCUGUAAAGUGCAGACUCGAGAUCAUUAACCAUCUUGACGUUAUGACGAAAAAACUACUGCAAAAGCAAGUGACAGACAUUGUACGAGACAUUGCCGAGUUGUGUCUCACGUAUGCACCAAAUGAGGUUGAUGUGCAAGCAGAUCAGAUCAAGCUCCAAGAGACUUUUUUGCAGAACCUCGAGCUCGUCAUUGAAAUGUUUGAUUUUCCUUACAUCAAGAAAACCUUGUUCCCGCUUGUGUGCCAGGUGUUUAAAACCACAACCAUAUUAUCAACGAAGUUGCAGACCAUUGCCACAUUUCAAAUGUUGAUUGAUAAGAAUGUCAUCGACAAGGUCAUUGUCAACGAGCAACUUCUUCCGGUGGUGGAGAACUUAAAGAGUCGUGACAAGCGCAUCAUCAGCGGCAUUUUAUUCUUCUUCACCAAGCUUUCCCAAAGUGAGCAUAUUGCAUUGGACUUGGAGACCCUAGUGGACAAGGUAUUGGUCCAGUGCUUGAGGCUUGCUUUUGGAUGCUCAGGGUGCAGCAAGGCCGAGUUCCAGCAGUUCAUGAGAUCCAUCGAAGGUAUCCAAUCAACACUCACGCAAAGGAAAUUGCAAACUUUGACAGAAUCCGACGCUUCUUCGACCAACUUCGACUCUUUGAUCAACACCCCUCUGCUCAGACAAGCAGGAAAAGAUGACACCGUCAAGGGACCACAGCUGAAACCCAUAGCGCCGGCCCAGGCCAAUAAUUCACGGCCUACUCGAAACCAGAGCGCAAAACACACAAGCACUGGCUCUGUGAAACAUGCAAGGCCCAGCCAUGUCAAGCCGCUCACAUUGAAGCCAACACAAAAGACGCCGUUGUCUUUUGGAGCUAUCGAUGGAGACGGCAAUUCUGGUUUUGGAAAACCCAUGUUGUUCAAGAACCAAACCUCUGCAGGCGAUGAGUUUGAAGAUUUCCAAGACGGCUCUUCGUCAAAUAACACAAGCAUAGACUGGAGUUCGGCCAAGAGUCUGCAGCCCCGCUACGAUACCCCAUCAGCCACCGUUUUGCUGCCCACUAUGAGGAACCAAGAAACCUUUCUGUCUUCAGCAAUCGGCAACUCGUCAUCUACUGUAAAAUACCCUCCUGGUUACAAUGCUAGCGUGGUCCUAACACCAAGCUCUACUGGGUCUACUCCGACUCCCAAACCGCAAAAUAACGAGGAUCUAUUGAACUUCCUUUAG